UCAGCAGCCAAAACACACAGCAAUCAACCAAGAUGUUCAAGUUUUUCGCUUUGUGCCUGUUCGCCCUGGUGGCCGUUGCCUGUGCCAAGCCACAGUUCCUGACCGCCUACAGUUCCGCCCCCGUGGUGGCAGCUGCCACGCCCUACGCCUACUCGAGCGGCCUGUACGCCUCCCCCUACACCGCUGGAUACACUGCCGGAGUCUAUGCCUCGCCCUACGCCUACAGCGGCUAUGGAGCCUAUCCUUACAGCUCGCUCUACCUGAGGCGUUAAGCUUAGCGAGGGCACACUGUACCCCGAUAAUUGCUGAUGACGACGACGACUACGAACACUAUGACUCUGACCU
Drosophila kikkawai is the source of this 345-nucleotide messenger RNA. RefSeq lists its product as uncharacterized. The record is from RefSeq and is a predicted model, not a curated record. NCBI's taxonomy places the organism in Eukaryota, Metazoa, Arthropoda, Insecta, Diptera, Drosophilidae.